CCCCAGGAAGUUAGUAGUAGCUUCUCCAAGAAGUAGAAUCACUCUGCCACUAUAACCAUUGUGGGCUUAAGUUGCCAUUGGUUACACACUUAUAAAAACAAUGGGAUUUAAAAGGGGUGUGAUGUACCGUAUUUCAGCGGAGAUCGACAACGCACUUCCCGCGUUCGUCAAAUCGUCCAGGGAUUGCGAGUACGAUGAGGUGUUUGAGUUGAUCGAUGCUUCCUGGGUAUCUGGUGACUGGGUAGUUCUACUCAGUUAUGGUGAACGCUUAUCCCAUUAUGCCUUAUCUGAGAGGCGCUUGUUGGAAGGUUCCAACCUCGACAACUUGAGUAAAUACUGUCAAAGGUUGUGGCUUCUGGGCACUUACGAUGUAUUUGGGGCUGAUAAGUCUAAGUUAGAAUCAUUGUAUUCUCCUGAAAUUGUUGAUGAUUUGAAUCAUAUCGUAACAUCGCAGAAUAGAAUCACUUUACUGAUCAAGAUUCGGGCUAUAAAUACUUUGACUACCGUGCUUCAAACCUUGCGUCAGAAUGUGCCUACUGUAUGGGAGGUGAAUAGCUUAGAGAGCCAUCAAUAUCUUUGCGAAAGAUUCAGAUUUAUCUCUAUUGAUGUGCUGCUGCAGGUUUUUAAUAACAACCUUGAGGCUCCAUCAGUGGUAACAAGUUACCAACGUAGAAAGGCUUUUAUAGGUUCAAUGGUACGACUUGCAGCUGCUAUACGUCAUAUUUGGCUCUUCAGAGAUGAUUUAGGUGGGCGUUUAGUGGAAGCCGUACUGGGAGAUAUUAGUCAAAUAGAUCUGCGUUCUAAUGACAUUUUCUUUAAAUUUCGUUUGAUUCUUUUAAUGUGUCCAAACUCAACACUAUAUCGUCUAUAUGUCGAAGGCGAGUUGUUUAAAUGGUGGACUUUGGUUAACGAAGACAAGGUCAACUUUUGGAAUUCGAUGAUGAUAUGUUUCGUUGUAAGGGCUCUCAAAUUUGGUUGGGCUACGGGCAACCCUUAUAUAACGGAAGCUAUAACCGAGAGGCUACCAUACCUAUUUCACAUCCUUUAUUCAGCAAUGGGUAUACCAAACAUGGUAACGGUAGUUAAGUAUAAGGAAUCAGUUCCUGGGGAGUUUACAGUUUUAUUAGAGAAGCCGUUGAAUCUUUGCAAGAAGUUUGGCAAAUUUUUAAGUUAUCUCUUGUUUCCUCUUGAUACUCCACAUCUCCAGGACGGUUCAUUUUCCAGUUCAAUAAUGGAAUAUGUUACCGCAUUAGUCAGUGCUGUUUAUCCAUACACCCACCCAUCCAAUGGUGGCAAAUGGUCGUCGAAUAUAGCAAUAUUUGUUAGACAAUUCAUACUGGGCUAUACACGGCGUAUAUGUCGCGAAAGAGCGACACCUCAGGUAGUAUCAUCUGCUACUGGUAUAACGAAAGAUGGGCGUAACUUCCAUUUAACGCGUGCCAAUGACGUGGCUAUUGUAGAGUUAUUCUAUCCUCUUGUUUUGCAGGGCAUGUAUUCCAAGAAUGUACACGUUGCAUAUUCGUAUGAGGAUGCUCUUAAAAGGUUGUGUUAUAUGCUGCCAGACAAAACCUUGGUAAAUACUUUGGACCAUUUGGUACUAUCCAGUGAAAGCGUGACGGAGCCUCAUCAAAUGCUGGGUGCUUUGCGUCUAUUUGCGCAGCUAACACCUCUCAUAUUAACCUUUACUCCUCAGGCGUUAUUACCCCUACUUGACAUAGUCCUAAAAGGCAUAGAUGCUUCGGAUCCAUUCAAAACGGGUCAGACACUAACACUUGUGAACGUCAUAUUUUCGCACUUGCCAUGCCGUGAUCUAACUGACGUCGACAUAUCGGAUGCUGCAAAGACAGAGAUUGUGAAGUCGAUGUACUUGAAAUUAGAUGCUAAAAACUCUGAUGUCGAGACAACACUGAACAACUUGGAAUUAGAAAACAGUUUGGUCGACAUCAGGCCCUUUAUGUUCCAACCAUGUGAAUCCAUGACAGUUCCUGAUGAUGCCGAAAAUAACUUCUCGCGUGAUAUGGUUAUUUUACACACGACAAAUAAUUUGGACGAGGCAAUGGUUGCCUUUGAUGCGUUGCUUAACAUGCGCAAAUAUAUUACACAAAACUUGUCAUGUUGGUGCCAGGAUUGGUUCGCUGCAAUGUUACAGCUAGCAGAAAAUUCCUGCAGGCCGAAUUCAGGCUCCGAUUCAUUGAUGAAUGCAGUUGAUAUGGGAACAUAUAUUUUGACACGUUCGGCACUGGUAACCGUACUUUGCCAAACGGAUUCAUACACUUUACGUACGAUAUGUGAAACGUUCUUCCGUUGGGUAUGCGACAAUGCUUUCCGAAAGGAUGCACUGAAGUACAUGGUUGCAAUAGCAACUAGCCUAAGUUAUGCUAACAGUGCACAUGCUAUGGAGUUGUCAUUUGACAAGUUGUUUGCAAAGUUUAAGAGAGAGGUAGAAAUGUCUGUUGGCGGAGUUAGUGAAACGCAGCUGAUUUGGUAUAUCGGUUGUUUUUCUGGUCUUGUUCGCCGUUCUAAUGUACACUUGAUACCACGAUUGGAGCAGUUAAGGUAUAUCCUUAAAGUAGGCUUUGGGGAUAAAUCGAAAGGUGUUUUCAAGAUGUCUGCCAAGUUCCUUCAACGGUGCAUUGAUACACUUGUUGGUGUAUACUUCGUUGAUUUAAAGUGUGUUAACCAUUCGGAUAACGUAUUAGAUCCAGGGCUUUUACUGUGGGAUCUUCCCUGGUUUGCCAGAAACGCACAAUUCCGCAAAGGGAAGUGCGAUUUAAGGCACAUAAGUGAUGUUAAUUGGCAUAUCCCAUCCGAUGCUGAGUUUUGCUGUGCUAUGGAACUGUCGUGGCACGCAAUGAAUUUAGUUACAUCAUUGACCAAGGAUGUUGUUUGCAUGGAAACACCCUCUAAGCCAGAGAACUACACCGAGUUGAACAUAGAAGUCGACCCAUCGUUUACGACAUAUGUAAAACUAAGUCGUGCUUGCACUAUAUGCAAGAAUCUAUUACGAGGUCUGAAACACUUUGCUGUUGAUGAUCGAGACACCUCUGUCAAAGGAUUGCCCAAAGUGAGUCCUGUAGAUUGGGAAGGAAGCCAGAGUUUACAACAAUUUGUUCUCGAUUUCGUCAUGACACUCGUGAAGAAGUUCGGUAGCAUUGAUGCUACGAACGAUCUCAUGGUCACGAAAAUAUUCUGUAAAUUAUUGAAGGUUAUUGAUGAAUAUUUAUGCCGCGAUGCCGUUCUUCAUGACAGCAAUCCUUUGCUGGAUAAUGGCACGCUGGUUGGUUCAAUGAAACAAGAAUCGCACGUAGGGACCACUAUCACCGCUGGUAGCACGAUGUUGGCCUGGAUGUCAUUCUAUCAUGAUAUUAACAACAAAGGUUUCUGGCAAGAUGCUCCUCGAGUGACAUGGCUUCUUAUGCUACACGAGCGGUAUUAUGAUCGUUUGAAUCUUCGUAAAAUGGGCCAUGAAUGCAUUGGCCAACGCCGUGAAUUGCUGGACUUGGUAUUACAAUGUUCAGUUUGCCAAUAUAAGGAUGUCUCUAAUUAUGCUCAGCAACUGGUUAAACCAUUGACUUCUGUACACUACGGUAUUAAAAGCCAUGCCAUUGAGUAUAUACUGGACCGUGGUAAUGAACUGUACCCUCGAUCCCAAGAUGGUUGCAGUCGGUCUCUGGAAGGUUUAUCGUGUAUACCUGAUAUUCUAUCAGUUGCGCUUGUCAAGCGCAUCAUUAAUCAACCGUACCUCUUUAGCAAGUGCUGCAAAUUCCUGUUGGGUGUAGUUCUCACUGCGCCAAACAAAGAUUCACUGAUGAGCAAAUACGACAAUUUGCUACUAUCCUUGCUGAAUUGCCGGGAGCACUGUCCUCCAACUGCAAUUACUCAGGACACCAUGGCUUCCAUUCUGGAAUCUCUGGUUGAUGAUAAUUUAAAAAACGUCCAGGCAGCGACACAUUGGCGCUUCCAGCUAUAUGCGACAGCACUGUUGGUUUCAUUCCGUCAUCUGAUACCUUCCACAAGCAUUGGUCGUUAUGUUACUUGGUUGUUUGAGGUUAGUGACCAUAAAACGAAACAUCCUUGUGUGGUUACUGUUGCCUUGUUUGGAUUGUAUCAUUGUUUGAGUGAUACCGAAUUCCACCAAUAUAUCCCUGCUGACUUGUGGAAGCCGGAAUACACCGCUGUGAUGCUCAAUUCAUUAUGUGCUAUUAAUCAUGACACAAUUAAGCAAAACAAUUCUUCUACUGUGAAACAAUCAAACUCCAUUGUAACCAGUGUGAUUAAACUGGACCGCACUUGGCCUCGCAACCGUAUAAGUUGCAAUUCCAAGGCCUUUUCAAUGCAGAAUUAUUUGGUUGCGUACCAUUACUUUGUCCAUGUAUUUGAAAAUGGAUAUGUGGACGUCAUCCAAGGUGCAAUUUCAGUUUUGACUGAACUUUCUUCCAGUCCUCCGACUGUUUUUGAAAAUCAUUGUGCUUUUGCGGAGAUAUCAGCUGCUUUAAUGAAAGCGUCGUUGCGCGGUUCCGAUGAUAUGCGUGUUACCUUCUGGAGCUUAUAUCAUCCCAUAUUCAAAACUGAAAUGGAAAACCUUGUUUUAGAUCGCAUUGUUGAUUUCAUGGAUGCCAUUCGUUUGGCAUUAGAUGGAUGUAUAUAUUCAAGUGCCGCAUGUAUUCCUAUAUACAAUUUGGGGAUAAAUUUCAAUGCUGCUUUGAGCCUUGACAAAUUGCAUCCAUGUGAGUUAAACAACACCAGCACAAAUUUGGCUGUUGUGAAACAGCUAAAGUUAUACCAGGCUUUAUUACAACAGGUUACUACCCAGUGCCCUGAUUUAUUUGAAACUCUAUGCAAUGGUAUUUUAACCGAAUAUGCUAUAUUCAACGACUCACUGCAAGUGGUUGAUGAGGUGGGAUAUCUAUGUUCAUUUAUGGUGUCCUUAUGCCUAGCGUACAACGAGCUUUAUUCAUACAAGGAUCGGGUGCACAACUGUGUAGCGCAAUUGGUUGAAAACGUAGCCACUAAAGGAUGUCAAGAUGAUAAAUCUGAGUUAUCAAUUAAAGGGCUUUUAUCUGUUAUUGGCUUGUUGUAUUCAAUGUCGCUACCAGUUCAGGACCUUGGUCAUAAUUAUACGUCUCAAUUUUUAGAAUUUUGUUUAAGGUUUACUGCAAGCUCUAACCCUAGCAUCAGCGAUGUCGCUACCCGUGCUGUUCACAACAUUGCCAUGUCUCCAUACUACUCCCGUGGUAACCUCGAUACUGUGGAGUCUAUAGUUCGCACAUUGGAAAAUACUUGCAAGGCUCAAUCUAACAAAACCAAGGUCAAUUCAAUUCAGGUAGCUAUGAUGCUGCAGCGCAACUUGUGUAUGUAUUUGCGCAACACUGACGUUGUUCUUUUACUUUUGGAAAUGUUCAUCUCUGCUUUAUACGAUCGACAAGUUCGGGAUGAUGCGCGUAGUGCUCUCACUGCCAUAACAAUGUCUGUCAGUGAUGAUGUACACCUCCAGCUGACGGAGCGUUUCUAUGGCUUGGUUAAGAACAGCAACUGUGACAUUGCCAAUGCGGGUGUUUUAGGCCUUGCUGCGCUAGUUGCUACAUCGCCAUAUCACGUUCCUCAGUGGUUACCUCAUACCCUGACUACUUUGGCGAGUUGCGGAGCUUCUCGUUUUCCAGAUACUGUAAGGCGUACUGUGCAAAAAACACUUCAGGACUUUUUCAAGUCACACAUGGACGCUUGGUCUCGGGUUCACGUUCACAAGUUCGCUCGCGAGCAGUUGGACACGCUUGAGUUAUACAAGGGUUGUCCUACAUACUUUAAUUAAUAUG
Molecule: messenger RNA, 5813 nt
Organism: Babesia bovis T2Bo
Lineage: Eukaryota; Apicomplexa; Aconoidasida; Piroplasmida; Babesiidae
Product: proteasome activator family protein
Exons: 4
Coding region: 101-5809 (1902 amino acids)
Biological process (GO): proteasomal ubiquitin-independent protein catabolic process
Cellular component (GO): nucleus; cytosol
Molecular function (GO): peptidase activator activity; proteasome binding
Source: RefSeq, a predicted model, not a curated record